CCUUAUCUCUUUUCACACUGUAACGUUUCGCUCCUUCCUCUCCCAUCUCGCUCCGCUUCGCUUCAUUCUGUCUCUCGACUCGACAGCCUCGGUCGUCAGCUCGUAGAGCUGGAGCGACGAGUAGAAGAGAUUGUCGCCAAAAGACAUGAGCCACCCGUCGAGGUCGUGGUCUGCCGCACCUGCUUUCUCACCGACAGUCUGGCCCACAUCAUUCAGCUCCAGUCUCCUCUCCGGGCGGCUUAUAAGUCAGGCGUCUUGAGGCUUCGGCUGCCCGUCCAUCCGGAUCGCGAGUUCACUCCGAUCACGGCCGCCGACCUGGGCGCCGCCGUAGCUCGCCUCCUCUUGCUGCCGUCUCCGACUGAAGGCGCAUGCAAUCGUUCACAGCUUCAUAUGCUGCAUCUAGCAGGCCCGGCUACUACGGCCGCCGAGUUCGCAGGUCUCUGUUCCGCCUGGCUGAACAAAGAAGGUAGAGCUCUCGGUCGCCAGGCGACCAACAAGACACUUCGACACUACAAAAAGACAUGUUCUUAUCGAAGGGCCACAUUUCACAAUUAG
This is a messenger RNA of Protopolystoma xenopodis, 555 nucleotides long. The record is from the annotation of a GenBank genome assembly. NCBI's taxonomy places the organism in Eukaryota, Metazoa, Platyhelminthes, Monogenea, Polystomatidea, Polystomatidae.